Molecule: messenger RNA, 1991 nt
Organism: Cephus cinctus (wheat stem sawfly)
Lineage: Eukaryota; Metazoa; Arthropoda; Insecta; Hymenoptera; Cephidae
Product: phosphoribosyl pyrophosphate synthase-associated protein 2
Exons: 6
Coding region: 220-1287 (355 amino acids)
Biological process (GO): purine nucleotide biosynthetic process; 5-phosphoribose 1-diphosphate biosynthetic process
Cellular component (GO): cytoplasm; ribose phosphate diphosphokinase complex
Molecular function (GO): ribose phosphate diphosphokinase activity; magnesium ion binding
Source: RefSeq, a predicted model, not a curated record
UGUAUAAUAGUGGGUAAAUAAAACGAAAUCUCAGGAUUUGUGUUCUCCGAGAACCGUAGAGAACACAAAUCCAAUUAAAACGACAAGAAGAAGAAGUUUAAAGGUCGGAGACAUAGCGUUUUCAAGAAUAAUUUCAUACGUGUAUUAACCCAAUCGACCUGGCUAUCUCGGCAUAACACGAAAUCUUAUAAGAUUCUAAGUGUUAGAAUAGAUUCCAGUAUGGAGAGACCAGUUACAUCGGAUGUUGUGAUAAUUGCGGGCAAUUCCCAUCCCGAACUUGCAACUCUAAUAGCAAACCGCUUGGGGGUAAAGAAUGGUGGUUGUGCCGUUUAUCACAAGACCAACCGAGAGACGAUGGUAGAAAUCGGAGAUUCUGUCCGUGGGAAGGAUGUAUAUAUUAUUCAAACUGGAACUAAAGACGUGAAUAAUAAUAUAAUGGAAUUGCUGAUUAUGGCUUAUGCUUGUAAGACUUCUUCUGCUAAGAGCAUUGUUGGUGUAAUUCCUUACUUGCCAUACUCCAAGCAAUGUAAAAUGCGUAAACGGGGAUGCAUUGUCUCCAAGCUUCUUGCUAAAAUGAUGUGCAAAAGUGGCUUGACCCAUGUCAUUACUAUGGAUCUACAUCAAAAAGAGAUACAAGGCUUCUUCGACUGUCCAGUAGAUAAUCUAAGGGCUAGUCCUUUCUUGUUGCAGUACAUUCAAGAAUGCAUUCCUGAUUAUCGGAACUCAGUAAUUGUAGCCAGGAAUCCUGGUAGUGCAAAGAAAGCAACUAGUUAUGCUGAGCGAUUACGUUUAGGUAUUGCUGUCAUUCAUGGAGAACAACGCGAAUCUGAAUCAGAUAUGAAUGAUGGCCGUUAUUCCCCGCCUGCACUUUUGCCAUCUCGUACAAUGGAAGUUGGUGUAGGUGUACCUGUACAUCCAGCCAAAGAAAAACCUCCUAUCAAUGUUGUUGGUGACGUUGGGGGACGCAUAGCUAUUAUGGUGGAUGACAUGGUGGACGAUGUACAAUCGUUUGCUGCUGCAGCUGAAGUGUUGAAGGAGAGAGGAGCAUACAAAAUUUAUGUUUUGGCUACACAUGGGUUAUUGAGCUCUGAUGCACCUAGAGUUAUUGAGGAAUCUGCUAUUGAUGAGGUUGUCGUGACAAACACGAUCCCCCAUGAUCUGCAGAAAAUGCAGUGUCACAAAAUAAAAACAGUCGACAUCAGUGUUCUGCUGGCUGAGGCAAUUCGACGCAUUCACAACAAGGAGUCCAUGUCUUACCUAUUUAAGAACGUUACCUUGGAAGAUUAAGUAUUAUUGCUCCAUAUUGAUCUAAUCCUUGGUAGGCUUGCUAAUAGACUAUAAGAAUUAAAGUAUACUAAAAUAAGAAAGGAAAAUGGAAACUACCUUUAUCGCUCUGUGCGAAUCGUCACGCUUGGACGAAGGCCGAUGGAACAACUGAUUGAGAAAAAAGAAUAUGAAAUCGGUUUCAUGCCGGGUGUUACAUCAGGAACACAUAUCUAUUCCUUAGUUUUCUAUGCUAUUUUUAUAUUUUUCGGACGAUGAAUAACGUCGAAACUGAUAAUGCUUUUACUUUGAGUAUGAUAAUUAUUUGCUUUGUCGAGGAGUAGUUUCUCCGUGGCACUUUCCAAUACCAAUGGGAGUCUUACCAGUAUAUUAUUAUUUUAUGCAUAAUUCAGUAUUGUAGAUUUCUCAUUUACUAUCUAUACACUAUAGUAUCCAUAGUCGAAUAGAUAAAAAAUUAGGUUGGUGUCAUUGGGAGACUAACUGUUGACAAGGCUAAUAUAUAAAGUCAGCAAUGACGUAAGAUGUUAAAUUACCAAUAAUUACACUUACCAAUGAUGUAAUGCUAGUUCAGGUCUUGUAAAGUUUAUGGCUACGUGUAUUAGGAGCACGCUAGCAUAAAUAAAUAUAUUUCUAGUGACGUAUUUUUAAAACAAUGUUUAGAAAGUCGGAUAGACAUAUACUUGUAAUAAAUGUUAGCGAUCAAAUUA